AUGGAGUUCUGCGAUCCGCAGUUGGUCUCGUACGCGAGUGAGCUGCCCGAGUUCAUCCGGAAGUCCGUCGAGAACGUUCGCUUGCUGAUGGGCGCGCCGACCCUUCUUGAUGGGCGGGACGUGACGGCGACGAGGUUGCAGGAAGCACUCGACGCUGCGAGUUCCGAGGCUGGCAGUGACAAGGACAAGGCCAAGAUCGUUGUCGUUGUAGAUGGCUCAGGCACUUACGACGCUAUCUCGAAGGCAGUUGCGUCGUCCCCUGCUGGCAGGGCCCUGAUCAAGAAGGCCGAAGCAAAGAAGGAGCGCAUGGCGGUCGUCAGUUCCAAGCACGCGAAGCUCGUCGUGGUGCUUGACGGGCUCAUGGACGUGUUGACGGACCAGGUGGGCAUCGACUACAAGGAGGCGGUCAUCCAGUACCAGAAGAUCUGCGACAAGUUUACCAGCGAAGACUUCAGCGCCCAGGCGGACCUCGUGACGCAGGUGAAACCAAAGGUUGUGCAGGUGUCCGGAGCCAUCCUGCGCACCGUCGGCAACGCCUCUGUAGCUCUCCUCAAGGAUGUGUCCGUGCCACUGCUGGAGCCGACAGCUCCGUUCAUGAUGUUUCUUGAGGCCCUGGUGCUUGAGGCAUCGGUCAAAAUUUGGAAGCCUUUCUUGGACGUCACUCCGUUCUUCAGCGUGAUCCAGUGGUCGCGCUCGUACUUGCAGGACAUGUCGGGCGCCGUUGCGUUGUGCAAAGCGGCGCUCUCGAAUAAGGGUGAUGCUCCUGAGGGGUUGCUCUCGGCGAUGGCCACUCUGCGCGCCAUGAACCCCGGCGAGGCCGACAUCAAGAAUCUCAUCACGAGCACCUGGGGGGACAGCAUAUUCGAGUUGGCUUCCAAGCACAUCGACACACUCUUAGCAGACGAGUCCGUGCAGCAACUGGUGGAGACGGCUACUGAGCAUGUCAAGUCCAAGUUGGCCCCCGUGCUGGAUAAGUGCGAAGCUAUGUACAAGGACCCGCACCACUUGCCCGACGACUCUAGCGCUGCCGAUCUCAAGAAGGAGAUGGUCCAGAUCCUUGACGAUGUAAAGGGGCUGAACGACAAGCGCCUCAACCGCCAGCUGCAGUUUUUUGCUCUUGGCUUCGAGGCGACCCACUGCCAGCGGGGCCUGGCGCACCGCUGGAACUCUUGCCAGACCGCGGAACAGAUGCUCAUUACGCCGGAGUGGAUCCUCCUUGUCAGCCCAGCUCGGCGUUUAUUGAAGACGAUUCGCAGCAUGCACAAUGACGAUACCAAAGCGGAAGAGUGCAAGGCUCUGUUCCAGGCUCAGGAUACGGACAAUCUCCACCUCGACGUCAACUUCAGCAGAUUCGACGCUCUGGUUAAGUUGGUUGAGCUCGAGUCUGGCGUCGACGGGACUUUGCAGAAGAUCUACGCCCAGUGGCAGGCGAGCGUUCACGGCCUCGUGACUUUCAUGGAGCAGGGCUGCCCGCAGUGGGAGGAGUGGGCCAAGCUGAGCACCUUCCCGUCCGAGGAGCAUAUCAAGGCGCUGGUCGAAAACCGCGCGUACCCCAAGCUCAUGCCCGCCAGCAACAAGCUCGAGGCAGUCCUCUCCUUGAUCGACACCCUGGAGAAUCAGGUCGGAGGCAUGCCGGUGCUCAGCGACGAGACGAGGGAGAAGGCCGAUAAGGCCAAGACCAAGGCGGUCAACACCGUCGCGGUCACUUUCGUGACAUACAAGAUGUACAAGUACAUUCCGUCCUUGGCUGAGGCUUCGAGGCCCGACGAGGUUGGCAAGUUGCGGAAGGCGGUGAAUGAUAAGGGCACCGCCCUGCUGCCG
Molecule: messenger RNA, 1821 nt
Organism: Prorocentrum cordatum
Lineage: Eukaryota; Dinophyceae; Prorocentrales; Prorocentraceae
Source: the annotation of a GenBank genome assembly